Oncorhynchus gorbuscha (pink salmon) is the source of this 7396-nucleotide messenger RNA. RefSeq names its product synaptotagmin-2-like. NCBI's taxonomy places the organism in Eukaryota, Metazoa, Chordata, Actinopteri, Salmoniformes, Salmonidae. Gene Ontology annotation, biological process: regulation of calcium ion-dependent exocytosis; cellular response to calcium ion; calcium ion-regulated exocytosis of neurotransmitter. The coding region runs from base 339 to 1631 and encodes 430 amino acids. The record is from RefSeq and is a predicted model, not a curated record. Gene Ontology annotation, cellular component: synaptic vesicle membrane; dense core granule; axon. The transcript is spliced from 10 exons. Gene Ontology annotation, molecular function: phosphatidylserine binding; syntaxin binding; calcium-dependent phospholipid binding.
GUGUGUUUGUAUGUUCAUGUGUGUGUGGGUAAAGGAGAGUGAGUACUGCUGCAGUGGGAACAGUGAGAGGAGGACUGCAGUUUCUUGGGCUUAUGGGCGAGCGAAUCGAGGGACGUUAUUAAGGCACUGUUACCUUAACCCUUAAGUGCCUCUCUGGUGAAUGGGUUGGCCCGUCCAUUGUGGAUAAUAGGAUCAAGGAGAUUGCUCUGCCCCUCUUCGAAGCCCCUUCAUCACUAAGCUAAGGACCCUGGGACUAAACAUCUCCCUUUGCAACUGGAUCCUGGUCUUCCUGACGGUACACCCCCAGGUGGACUGUGUGUGUGGCCUAGCCGUCUAGGAUGAAGUGGAACCUGUUCAAGAAGAAGCCUGAAGCCAUGGUCGGACCGGAGCCCACUGGGGCCGCAGUCUUAACUGUUGCCCCUGGCCCCGUGGCCUCCACCGCAGCUGACAACUCCACAGAGGCCGUCAAAAACGGCGAUUUUGACGACAUCAAGAAUAAGUUCCUCAAUGAGAUUGACAAGAUCCCAUUGCCAUCAUGGGCCAUCAUCGCCAUUGCAGUUGUAGCUGCUACCCUGAUUCUCACCUGCUGCUUCUGCAUCGUUAAGAAGUGCUGUUGCAAGAAAAAGAAGAACAAGAAGGGCAAGAAAGGGAAGGGGGAAAUGGGCAUGACGAACAUGAAAGGAGGAGAGAAACAGGACGAUGAUGAUUAUGAUGAAGAUGAUGCUGAGACUGGUAUGACUGGAGAUGAGAAAGAGGAAGAGGUGAAGGAGAAAGAAAAGCUUGGGAAGCUUCAGUAUUCCAUAGAUUACGACUUCCAGGACAACAAGCUCACAGUAGGCCUCCUCCAAGCAGCUGAUCUCCUCUCCAUGGACAGUGGCGGCACCUCUGACCCCUAUGUCAAGGUCUAUGUCCUCCCAGACAAGAAGAAGCAUUUUACCACCAAGGUGCACAAGAAGACGCUGAACCCUACCUUCAAUGAGACCUUUGUUUUCAAGAUUCCAUUCCAAGAGAUGGGUGGCAAGACUUUGGUCAUGCAGGUCUUUGACUUUGACCGCUUCUCGAAGCAUGACGUCAUUGGAGAGGUGAAACUACCCUUGCACAAACUGGACCUGGCCCAGCCACUGGAGGAGUGGAGGGACCUGGACAGUGCAGAGAAAGAAGAGCAAGAGAAGCUGGGAGAUAUCUGCAUCUCUCUGCGCUAUGUGCCCACUGCUGGGAAACUUACCAUCUGUAUCCUGGAGGCCAAGAACCUCAAGAAGAUGGACGUGGGAGGACUGUCAGAUCCCUAUGUGAAGAUCAACUUGAUGCAGAACGGCAAGCGUCUGAAGAAGAAGAAGACCACGGUGAAGAAGAACACUCUGAAUCCAUACUACAACGAGUCCUUCAGCUUUGAGAUUCCUAUUGAGCAGAUGCAGAAAAUCCAAGCUGUGGUCACAGUGCUGGAUUAUGACAAGAUCGGUAAAAACGACGCAAUCGGGAAGAUCUGGGUGGGCAGCAAGGCGACUGGCACCCAGCUGAAGCACUGGUCCGACAUGCUGGCUAACCCUCGCCGCCCCAUCGCCCAGUGGCAUCCACUGCAGCCCGAGGAGGAGAUUGAUGCUUCGCUGGCAGCCCUGAACGCCAAGAAGUAAACCUCCUCUACCCACUAACACCCAUACCCAAACCUACCCAUCCUCCUCACUCCUGGUCCUACACAUCUCCCAAUAAUACAUUCCAAACCAACACACCAACCAAUUCUACACCCUAUACCACAAAAGAUACCUACCUAUAUCCCAAUAGACAUGAUCAAAAAAAAAAAAAAAAAAAAACAUUCAUUCCACAAGGAGACAGUCACAAUAUCACUCAAUUGAUGUUUGUAUUGGGGUUGCAGUUAGUUACAUUGUGUCAUGAGGAUAGGAGCCUAGAGUGUGAAAACAGCGGUCCAAUGUGAUGGAGGAUUAGGGAAGUAAAACCACACAUUCACUCAUUUUGUACCUUUUCAUCUCCUCCCCUUAGAAACACCGUUGCUUCAAUUCUGCUUAAUACUUAAAAUGCUUUAUACUGCCAUGUAAUAGAGGAAAAACACAAGCAGGUUCAUUCCUUGGGUGUAUUGUUGCACCAUGCUCCACACCUGCCAGUUACUUACUUACUACAUACUAGAUACGAUUAGUUUGAACUACAUUCCUAGAGUUGGGUAAAGAGUAGAGAUAGACAAUAUCCAGUUACCCCACACUGUUAACACACUGCCUUUUUGAUCAUUAGCUCAUUUGCUCACCCAUAUUCUCAGGUACACUGAGAGAACUGAAACUUCAUGCCUUUUUUUCUAAACGGGUUGUUAUUCAAAAUGCUCCGCAACAUGAUCAGAGAAUAAUGUUUUUGAUGAUUUUAACAUCUCAGUCUGGUGCUGGAUUGGUUUAUUUUUCCAUAAUCUAAGACUAGCCUAAAUUUAUCACUGAAAUGGCAACAGGAGAGUCUCUCGAGUGUCUCUCAAUAACACCGUUUGUGGCUGUCAGUCAACAGAGUAGAGAUGUGAAAUAUGUUUAGGAUAAAGGGACUAUGAGCCACUGUAAGUGUCUACCAUGGCCUAUGUUGGGAAAGCAUGCAAGAGAAAGAAUAUCUGUGUGGAAACUCCAAGGACUGAAUGGAAGGGCCCAUUCAGUCCUUGGAGUUUCCACACAGAUAUUUCUCUCUUCCAUGCUUUCCCAACAUGGGCCAUGAUAGACACUUACAUGCAUGCAAGAGAGAGCAUAUCUGUGAGAAUAUCUGUGUGGAGACUCCAAGGACUGAAUUAGACCCUGGUUGACACAAUGUUGUUUGUCAGGUGUCUAUUCUACUAUUCUACUGCCUGCAAUCUACCACCUUCCCCUCCAAUGCCUCUACUAUUUAGGAUCUAUCUCCCUGUUCAGUGCUACUGCCAUUAGUCAUGGACUCACAACAAGGAUUUCACUUAUUCAAAGGAAUCCCUGUAUCCGUCUUACAGUCAUAAAGGAGACAAGCCUUCCGAGUAAUGAAAUAAGCAAUUCUCAACUACCAGGGACGCCUUCCAAUUAGCUGUGUUGUUUUUUACUCACUCUUUUCUUUUCAACGUCAAACACUUUUAUUCCUCAAGCACUUUAAAUCAAAAUGUUCUGUUCUAAUUCUACUCUCCAAAAACCAGAGAUUUAACAAUUUAUUUUAUGAUUAAUCAUUUCUGGUAAAAAAAAACGAGAGUGAAUCAUUAUUUUUGUAGUUUUUCUUUGAUCAUUUUAACCUUGUUUUUCUUGUGAAUGCACUUUGAUUGCUCUGAGACAAUUGUUGUUGUUAAGUUUGAUUGAAAGGAUAAGAUCUGGAAGGUUGCCGUUAUGUGUAUGUUAUACACAGAUGGCCAAACUGCUGAAUCUAAUUGCACUAUACUGGGUAUCUCUAUGUUAUGUGGUUGUACAUUGUUCUUUGAUCUAUGGAGUUUUUGUGAUGAGAUGUCGUGAGUUUGAGUCAGGUCACAUAUUCAAAAGUCUUCUGAUUGGGAAUAAGACACAUUUCAAUUAAAUGCUGUUCCUCAGUUCCUUCGCUGAAUAAGUGAUUUUACAUUUUGAAUUUCUCUUGAGAUAAAUUUGAGUAUAAAACUGAUCAUCUGACUGAAUUAAAUUGACAUUUAAAAAAUGUAAAAGUCGUAGAAAAAUGCCAUUAGACUGUCGAGCCACACUAGUAAUGUAAUGGGACAUGAACUGUCUCUGUGCACCAUCUCGUUCCAAACAACAAAAUAGUUCAAAGCAAUGUAUUUCAAGGACGGUAAAAAGUACUUGAUUGUGUUUAAGAACAAGCAAAGCAGUUUAAUGUUUUAAGUUUGACAACUUUUAUACUUUUGGGAAUAACAGUGGUGAAUGUUGGUUAAUGUAUUACUUUUCUCUAUAGGACAACCAUCUCUUUAUGUAUAUGUCCAGUAGGGGUCAGAUUAGUUAUGUUUUAUAUUUCAUUUGAUUUAGUUUCUUUAUGUUCAAAAAGCAACACUAAAGAAAAGACUAAAUGCAAGCAAUCAAACGACCCAUCGGUGAGUAGUUUUGCCUAUAUACAUAGUUCAUACAGGUUGAUACUGCAUGUUUCUACAAAAUACUGUACAAAAUAGCAUGUUUUAGAGAUAAAGCAAAAAUAAUUUGUGUACCUGGGUGUCAUUUGUCAUUUUAAUACUGUAACACAAUGCAGGAAAAAAGAUACACUGUAUAUUUUCUAAAUGAAACAAAUACGGUAUGUAUGUAUUUUCCAUGAAUGGAUUAUUGGAGACAAUGUCAUAAUAUAUUAGAAUAAUAUGAUUCUGUCCAUGCCUAAACUUUUAAGCAAGUUUGUCGUCAAGUACUGUGUGUGAGUUCAUGUAGGAUAAAAAUGUAGCCGCAUGCUUGCUAUCUAAAUCCUUGUGAUUUCAUUUGGAUGAAUUAUAAUUGAUUUCAAAUGUAUUUAUUUAAGUAUUGUUUCCUUUGAGAUGAUUUAAGUCUGUUGGUCUUCUUGCCAAACAUCAGUGAUUGUAGGGGGUCUCCAAGUUCAAGAAAUACAACUAUUCCAAAGUGGAACUCUUCAAUGAUCAGUGACAUUGCUGAAACAUAUCCACCAUUUGGUUAAAAAGACUGUAAAAAAGAUCAACCCGAUUUCUGGACAAACAUGUAUUACAAGCCUACUAUUUAGGAUGCUAAUGAGCCCACCAGAACUGAAUCCACACAUCUCCACACUAGACAUAAAGCUUGGAGUCCCCUACUGUACAUUAAACCUUUUUGGGGGAGUUUUACUUUGCGUUGGUUUAAUGACCUGACACCCUUUGCAAUUAUAUAUAUUUUACAGUGCUAAUUACACACAUAUAUGUGAAUGUGUAUACAGAUAGUUGAAUUAGAUAAAAACUAAAGCCAUAAUACUCAAGCACUAGCUCUUUAGAGCUCUGCUGUAUAACUAGUUAUUGAUUUGUAAAAAAAACAAAAAAACACUUCUUAAUCUUCCUAGGUCAGUGUUUGUCAUGUACAUUCUGUUCAGAACUCUGUACUCAUCUAGAUUCUAGAAGGCAAAAUAUUGAGCACUGAGAGCAGUUGUGAGUUUAGUAUAGUGGAUGUGAUUUUGUUCUCUACUUUGAAGAUGUUAAAGCUGUCUUUAUUUGAGCUAAUAUAUUCCAGUGAUGUCAUUUGUAUAUGCCUUGUUUUGAUAGUAUGAAUCAUGGUUCUUCUUAUCUCAUAAGAUGUUAUCGAAAAUACCUGAAGAAGUCAUCUGGAACAUUUACAUUAUUGAAAUGUGAGUGUCAGGCUGGUCUGUUGGUGAUCCUUGGGCUGAGUGCAAUUCAUUUAGGACCCUGACUGCGAUGUAUGGAUCCCUCUAUUUUCAUCCACAGAGGCUUUACAGACAUGACAUAACAUUGUGAUCAAAGAUAUGGCAGAAAUAUCUAUCUAUCUUGUAACAGUGCCAAGUCUCAGCAUUAUUGUCUGAUCAACAUAUGUUGCAUUCAUGGUAAACAGUAAAGUUAAGAUAAAUCAUCUACAGUCUAAUCUUAGACACUUUGAUGGAAACCAGCUGUUUCAAGUCAACAAUUCCUCUAAUAGCAAAACUAUUGAAAUAAUAAUCAUAGUGUUGUUUGAUGUUUGCAACUAUUUUAUAAUGGGAUCAUUGAUGUUGCUUCUCAAUGUCACAAUCAAUCCUUUUGAACUGUGACCAAACCAAUGCACAUGGAACUUCAAUCCAGUUGACGAUUUCAGUGUCUUUCCAAAAUACUGCCAGUAUAUCCAUUUAUAUUUACAAUUCCAUGAAAUCGUCAUCAGUAAUCUGUUUGAAUCUCUUUCAGAGCCCAAAUAUUUCCACUGAUGCGGAUGCAGGUUAGAUUAUAAAAUAACUGUGAUUAAAGGUUCAAAUAUAGCACAUUUUUAUUAAAAAGAUUUGAUUGUUUCAAUGCUUUUUACACUGCCACGGUCAUUGGACAGUUCCCUAUAUGGGGAAAACGACUGACAACUGUGUGUUUGUGUGUAUGUAUGUAUGUAUGUAUGUAUGUAUGUAUGUAUGUAUGUAUGUAUGUAUGUAUGUAUGUAUGUAUGUAUGUAUGUAUGUAUGUAUGUAUGUAUGUAUGUAUGUAUGUAUGUAUGUAUGUAUGUAUGUAUGUUUCAAGAACAAAAAGCAUAGGCCCUUUAUAAAGUUAGAGGUUGCAGUGAUAAAACACAGUACUACUGCAACUUACCAGACGUAUAUAUCUGCAUGCCCAGAAUACAUAAACCAUUCUUAAGUGUACAUUUAAGUUGUGAUAAAAAUGAUUAACAAAGAUGUUUUUAUUUACAAUGGUUUAAAAUGUUUAUAUUAUAGGAUUACCUAUUUUUUGAAAGCCUAAAUUGAUAGAUCUACUUUAUGCACAACUGCUUUAGAAACUAACUGCAGGCUAUAUCUCAGCGGUGAAGGAACAAUGGAUUGAGAACACGAUGAUUCACACACUACAUUCUACUGUUCUUUUGUCCUACUAGCUGUUUUAUUUCUAUCAAGCUUUUUAAAUGAAUUUAUUCAAGUACUUUAUGAAAAAGCAUGUGAUUUUCAAAGGGAUACCCUCCAAACUAGAGCAUCAUAUCAAAUCAAAUUGGAUUUGUCACAUGCUUCGUGAACAAAAGGUGUGGACUUACAGGGGAAUGUUUUCUUACAGACCCUUCCCAACAAUGCAGAGAGAAAGUAGAGAAAUAACAAAAAAGUCAUACAACUUCCAUGUCAAUAAUGUGUUCAGUAGUGUCUCAGUUGGCCUAGGUCACUCACCACCUUACAGUGUGUUCUCCCAUCUCUGUUUGUGUUUCCUCUUUCUACUGUAAUAAUCACUAGGUUGGUGUUGUGUUUCUAUUCUAUUCUAUUUAGAAUGCAAAACUGCAUUAGGACCAAUGGAAAAGACAAUGAUUGAACUUUCCCACCAUGAAUUCACUGUUUUUCUGUCUUAGCAUUAAUGUGCUGUUGUUGUGGAAAUGGACUCGCUGGGGGCUCCUUUGGAUCCAGAAUGAUACUGAUUUUCAGAGGAACGUCGUCCUUCGCGUUUACAACAUGGAUAUAUAUACUACCAAAACAUGCAGAAUAGUACCAACCCUCUCUCUUGAACUCUUCCUUCACUUCUAAUUUUCCAUACUACAAUUGCAUUCCAAAAUACUUUCUCUUCAUCCUCUUUUUAAGCCUCAGAGGACCAUGAGAUUACGUGUCCUCUGGCUGUGUUUCUUCGUGUCUUAGUGUUGUGGUGUAUGUGUUCAUGUCAGUACUUGUGCCUACUGUGGAUCGCAUGCUUUAGCCCUUGACUGGACACAAAAAGUUGCUCCUAUACAAACUGCCCACGGCCCGUCAGUGGAUGAGCAUCGAGGAUCCUUGUAAAGUUAUCGAGGGAACCAAAUAACUCAAUACAGAUCUAUCAUAAGUGUUACCAGCUCUGUAAGAAACAAAUAGGAAAUAAAGGCCUUUUAAU